CGAAAACAUAAACCCUAUAAAUAGAGCAUCAUUGAUGCUGAGAACAAUCAGUUAAAUAUUUGAACCCUUUUACUUUAGUACUGAUCGUCUCAGUCCACCGCAAUCAUGAAAACUGUAUGUGUCCUUUUGAGCUUAAUUGUCGUGGCGACCACGCAAGAUUUGACUUUCCCCAAUCAAGUCGUGCCCAGAAGAUUCAUCCCGAUCGUUGAACACACGGAAUCUAGGAACCCAGAUGGCAGCUUCAACCUCCGCUACGAGACGGCCAACGGUAUCGCCCAGCAGGAACACAGCGAAGUGACGGUGGACCACAGAGGCCAGCCUUCGGUGAGGAAGACCGGAAGUUACGGGUACACGGCCCCGGACGGAACCCCGGUCUCCAUCUCCUACAUCGCCGACGAGCACGGAUUCCGAGUCGCCGGAAAUCCUCUCCCCGUAGCCGCUCAGCCAGCCGCCCCCGCACUCCCCCUCCCAGCCUUCCUCUAAAUCCACUGACUUCCACCCCCAGAAUGUAAGAAAUAAAACCGAAAAAAAAAUAUAAAACGAACAAAACAUCGGAAAACCUU
This is a messenger RNA of Bemisia tabaci, 563 nucleotides long. RefSeq names its product endocuticle structural glycoprotein SgAbd-2. Gene Ontology annotation, molecular function: structural constituent of chitin-based larval cuticle. Gene Ontology annotation, cellular component: chitin-based extracellular matrix. The record is from RefSeq and is a predicted model, not a curated record. NCBI's taxonomy places the organism in Eukaryota, Metazoa, Arthropoda, Insecta, Hemiptera, Aleyrodidae.